UUUCGCUCCACUCGACGGCCGAAGGAAGAUAAAGCCCUCGGCGGGAUGCCCGCGAGUGAGGAAGGAGUGAGGGACUUCUCCGAUCGGCGGAAUUUAUCAUAAAUGCCGUUACCGUGGUGCAGACAGUAGUUUACUGUAUUUCGUCCGAGCGGUGUUGCGCGGCCUCGCACAUAAAAAAAAAAAAGGUUUCAGCGUCUUCGGACGGGACACGCGUGGGAGCCGCGGCUCGGCUCGAAUCCGCGCGAUAUUUACGCGAGGAUGAGUAUCGGUGUCGCGUCGGCGGUGUUCGUCGCUUUGGCGUGCGCGCUCGUUGACACUGUUGACAGUGCCGCGGGUUUGGGACACGCGCGAUUCAUCAAUGACGGAAAUCCGCCUGCGAUCUCGCUUCUCACGGAGAAUGGCCCAGUUUCGGACGGCACUCGCGACUGGACUCAUCAGCUCUUGCUUACGGAGCAGGACAAUGCCGAGAAGAACUGCUCGGAUCUGCGUUCGAUCGACGAGUUCCCGAAGGUGUUCACGUACGAGCAGCAUCGCCAGGGUGUCGUGGUGCUCCACAUACUCUUCGGUUUCUACUGCUUCAUCCUGACGGCGUUCGUCUGCAACGAUUACCUGCUGCCGGCGCUCGACAUCAUAUGCACGCAGCUCAACAUCAGCACCGACGUCGCCGGGGCGACCUUCCUCGCCACCGCGAGCUGCUUCCCCGAGCUGUUCGUCAACGUCGUCGGCACCUUCCUGACCGAGUCCGAUCUCGGGGUCGGCACCGUGAUGGGCGGCGCGGUUUUCAACACCUUCGCGACACCGGCGUGCGGCGCGUUAUCGUCGAUGCACGCAAUACCAUUAGAAUGGCGAAUAUUGACUCGAGAUUGUGUACUUUACGUGGUGUCGGUCGCCGUUUUGGUGAUCAUAAUGUGGGACGGCAUAAUCAAAUUAUACGAAGCGAUCAUCCUCAUGAUACUGUUGAUCAGUUAUUUGACGCUAUUAUUUUCCAGCAAAUGUAUUGUGCGUUGGCAUAAUAAGCUCGCGCACCUGUACACUUGCAAAAACCGCAGUACCAAUAUUACCGAGGAAGAAACAGCUCCGAAAAGCAAUGGAGAGUCAAUGCCCGAUGGCCUGUACAGACCGUAUUUCCACGGCGAGCUCGUGGCGGAGUACAGAAAAAGCAUAGCAAAACGGAAGCCUUCCGUUAAUAGCGUGGAGACGCAGAAUCACGUGGAAAAGAUAGAGGAGUAUGUGGAACCAGAUACCCCAUUUGUAUGGCCGACCGGCGGUAGACUAGCCAAAAUAUGGUUCUACUUCGUUUGGCCAUUAAAACUAAUAUUGUUCGUUACCAUACCGGACAGCAGGUAUAAACGGUGGAAAAACUGGUAUCUGCUAACGUUCGUCAUGUGCGUGAUAUGGAUCGCGGUGUCCUCCUACCUGACGUCGUGGAUGACGACCGUCCUCGGCGACACCAUCGGGAUCCCGGACUCCGUGAUGGGUAUCACGUUCCAGGCCGCCGGUGGCAAUAUGCCAGAGCUCGUCUCGAUCGUGAUACUUUCCAGGCAGGGUAACGGAGACAUGGCUAUGAGCAACACGCUGGGCGCGAACACGCUCGACAUUCUGUUGUGCCUCGGUCUACCGUGGAUGAUCAAGAUCCUGAUGAGCCGGAAGGACGUCACGAUCGUCUCGGGCGCCCUACGCUUCAGCGUGCUCUCGAUCGUCGUGUGCGUGAUCGCCUUUUACGCGGUCACCGCGUUGUACAAGUAUUGCCUCAACAAGAAAGUGGGUGCCAUUUGCCUGAUAUUAUACGCGAUAUUCUUGGUUUUCGCGCUGUCAUUCGAACUGAACGUCUUCUACCCGGUGAACUUGCCUAUGUGCCCCCCUUAAAAUAUGCCGUUCUACACGAAUAUUUAUUACUUCCUUAUUUAAUUAUUAAUAAUAAGUUAUUUAAUAACUUCUUUUUUCAACACAAGGAAAAUGAGAUUAAGCGAGAAUGUUGCUUUUGUUCAACUUUCACAGAUGUACUCAGGACACUAAAUGCAAUGACAGAAAGUUCCUACGAACAUUAGAUCGGGAUCACUGACCUCUUUUUCGUUGUCACUAUUCGCUAUCAUCUGCAGCUCUUAUGGCGAAGUGUUAUAAUCUAAAUAUUUUCUUCCAUUUUGGUUUUCACGUGUUAUUUAUAUUUUAUUUUUACGAAAAAAAAGACAAAAUCUUUCGACAUAAAACUACCGAUCAAGAUAUUGUUUUGUAUAUGGUAGAAUAAGUUUAUAUAGUUUGUAAUGAAACUAUUUUAUUAUAAAUAUAGAAAUAAAAAGAGAAAAAAAA
Molecule: messenger RNA, 2307 nt
Organism: Wasmannia auropunctata (little fire ant)
Lineage: Eukaryota; Metazoa; Arthropoda; Insecta; Hymenoptera; Formicidae
Product: sodium/potassium/calcium exchanger 4-like
Exons: 6
Coding region: 259-1866 (535 amino acids)
Biological process (GO): calcium ion transmembrane transport; intracellular calcium ion homeostasis
Cellular component (GO): membrane
Molecular function (GO): calcium, potassium:sodium antiporter activity; calcium channel activity
Source: RefSeq, a predicted model, not a curated record